ACGCCGAUUCCAUAUGGGCGCCGGCGCGGAGCGCCGCGGGGCAGCGCGGGGUCGCCAUGGCUGAGCUGCAGCAGCUCCGGGUGCAGGAGGCGGUGGAGUCCAUGGUGAAGAGUCUGGAAAGAGAGAACAUCCGGAAGAUGCAGGUGAGCGGCCCGAGGCCCAGCAGAGGCGCUGCCAACGUGAAAGACCAGAAAGGCGAGGACUUCCGGCCUCCCCGUUGGCCAGGUCAUGCCUGCUUCUCUUGCGCCCAACCUCGCUUCACACAGCGCGGGUUUCUACACUGUUCUUCUCUGAGCCCCGCAAUGCCUCUGUGUGUUUCGGUCCUGCUUCUCUCACGGAGUAUGCGUUUCCCAGAUAGUGCCCCUUGAGUCAUUGAUUAGUGGGUCGGCUGCCCUCUGGUGGAAUUUGUAUUGCUAGGUUGCUGACCUCUGAACCCCAUGGAAGAGGCUCCUGGUUUUCAGAAUUUGGCUUCGUCAGACCACCCUACCCUCACCCACUCGGGCGAACCUCUGUUCACCCAACCAUCGGUGCAACAGGUGCCGAUGAGCUAGCAGCAAGGACACCAUGAAACACUACACUAGACAUUGAGGAUAAUUUUCCCCAGUGGUGGUUUUAAGGUCCUGGUGUCUAUUCUCAGGGAAGGUGAAAGCAGAAGGUGGAGAGAGAGGUGCAAAUAUCCACGUGGCCUUCUAACUCCUGUAGUGCUCCAUAGUCAUCUCUGUCCCCAGAGACUUUCCUACCUAACCUCUCUGCCCUUUCUCCCCAGGGUCUCAUGUUCCGGUGCAGCGCCAGCUGUUGUGAGGACAGCCAGGCCUCCAUGAAGCAGGUGCACCAGUGCAUCGAGCGCUGCCAUGUGCCUCUGGCUCAAGCCCAGGCUUUGGUCACCAGUGAGCUGGAGAAGUUCCAGGACCGCCUGGCCCGGUGCACCAUGCAUUGCAACGACAAAGCCAAAGAUUCAAUAGAUGCUGGGAGUAAGGAGCUUCAGGUGAAGCAGCAGCUGGACAGUUGUGUGACCAAGUGUGUGGAUGACCACAUGCACCUCAUCCCAACUAUGACCAAGAAGAUGAAGGAGGCUCUCUUAUCAAUUGGAAAAUAAAAGUAUUUGCCAGUGGCCAUCAGGGCUGAGGGCAAGAAUAUAUUUUUUAUAAGGAAUUGGGAAUUUUAGUCUUUUAAGCAAAGUUUACGAAUGAAGAAAUGAAGGAUGGCCACAAGCGUAAGGCAUAUGUCACUUGCCUCUGGACACUGGUUAUUUUAUGUUUCAGUCCCUAAAAAAUGAAAUGGAAAAAAGUGGUGCUAAAUCGAGUCAGAGAUAUUACAGGAGAGUUUUAGAGCUUAUUAUUUCCUGUGGCCAGUGCUUGUCCUGGCAGUAAGGCUUUCCCCUGUAACAAGCCAGAGCCCUCCAAGGUACCAGACUCUUCUUACUACACAGGUACUAACAGGCUGGCAGGUUAGAGUUGGUGGAGUCUGAGGAGAGAUAUUUUCUCUUUGUUGCCAACAUCCUGUUUACCAAAAGUGUCACCCCACCAUCUUCCAUAAGCUGUGAAACAAAAUCAAUGAGGUCACUAACUUAGAAGGGAAAGAAAGUUUUCUGGGUCUUUGUUUUCUUGAUUUGGGGUAAUUUAUACAAGGGCAUACAAGUUGAUUUUAAGAUGUGGAACUGGGAGGUAGACUAGUUUGGAUAAGAACUUUGAAAUGUUCCUUGUGGAUCCCCAUUUCUGGUCAUCAAGAUGUGGAUGUACAUUUCUUAAAAUUAUUACAUGCUGCAUCUUUCAGCCUGGAGACUGUGCAGAAACAUGAGAGGUGAUGACACACUAAUUAUGGGAAGCAGAAUUACUGGCUGAUGGCCCCUGAGGCUGUGUGUAACAAAAUGACAGGACAAUCUUGCAGUAACACUUUCCCCUUGAAGAGAAGGGGGUUUUGAUUGUGAUAUAUACUAGUAUCUAGGAAUGAACAGUAAAAGAGGAGCAGUUGGCUACUUGAUUACAACAGAGUAAAUGAAGUACUGGAUUUGGGAAAACCUGGUUUUAUUAGAACAUAUGGAAUGAAAGCCUACACCUAGCAUUGCCUACUUAGCCCCCUGAAUUAACAGAGCCCAAUUGAGACAAACCCCUGGCAACAGGAAAUUCAAGGGAGAAAAAGUAAGCAACUUGGGCUAGGAUGAGCUGACUCCCUUAGAGCAAAGGAGAGACAGCCCCCAUUACCAAAUACCAUUUUUGCCUGGGGCUUGUGCAGCUGGCAGUGUUCCUGCCCCAGCAUGGCACCUUAUUGUUUUGAUAGCAACUUCGUUGAAUUUUCACCAACUUAUUACUUGAAAUUAUAAUAUAGCCUGUCCGUUUGCUGUUUCCAGGCUGUGAUAUAUUUUCCUAGUGGUUUGACUUUAAAAAUAAAUAAGGUUUAAUUUUCUCCCCA
Messenger RNA from Homo sapiens (human), 2409 nucleotides. RefSeq names its product TIM double twin CX3C motif chaperone (gene TIMCC). The transcript has 3 exons. Lineage: Eukaryota; Metazoa; Chordata; Mammalia; Primates; Hominidae. The record is from RefSeq and is marked reviewed. The coding region runs from base 773 to 1096 and encodes 107 amino acids. Gene Ontology annotation, cellular component: mitochondrial intermembrane space.